Ramularia collo-cygni is the source of this 723-nucleotide messenger RNA. RefSeq names its product related to nodulation protein nodB. Gene Ontology annotation, cellular component: membrane. Lineage: Eukaryota; Fungi; Ascomycota; Dothideomycetes; Mycosphaerellales; Mycosphaerellaceae. The coding region runs from base 1 to 723 and encodes 240 amino acids. The record is from RefSeq and is a predicted model, not a curated record. Gene Ontology annotation, biological process: carbohydrate metabolic process. Gene Ontology annotation, molecular function: hydrolase activity, acting on carbon-nitrogen (but not peptide) bonds. The transcript has a single exon.
AUGGCUGUUCAAACCACAGCCUUGGCUAUCAUUCUUCUGGUUGUGAUUCCGGUCUACCUGGUGUACAAGCCACCCAAAUUUACUAUUGGAUACUUCCAGAGCCGCUUCCCGGACGUUCUUUUCCAGGUAGAUACGCAGCGCAAGAUUGUCGCGCUCACCAUUGACGACGCGCCGAGUCCAUAUACAGGACAGAUUCUUGAUAUCCUGAGGAAGAAUGAUGCCACUGCAACGUUCUUUGUUAUAGGGAACCAGGUUCCGCAUCGUGAAGAGCUUCUGGUUGAUAUAGUAGCCGCCGGCAAUGAGCUUGGCAAUCAUGCAAUGCACGAUGAGCCAAGUAUUUCGUUGACAAGCGAAGUCCUGGCGGAGCAGAUCAACAAAGUUGAUGUCUAUAUCGACCGUGCCUAUAAGGAUGCCCACAAGGAGCGCCAUUCUCAUCUAUUCAGGCCUGGAUCUGGUAUAUUCAGUCAGCGAAUUCUGGAUGUCACAACCAAGGCUGGCUACAAGACGAUUCUGGGAAGCAUCUAUCCUCAUGAUCCAUUCAUCAGCGUCUGGAGGCUGAAUGCAUGGCAUGUCUUGAGUAUGUUGAGGCCUGGUGCUGUCAUCAUCUGCCAUGAUCGACGGUCAUGGACGGUACCCAUGCUGGAGAAGACCGUUCCCGAGAUGAAGAGAAGAGGUUACGAGGUCGUGUCUGUCUCGGAAUUCCUGCAAAUGACAAGCCCUUGA